UGGUUUGGUUUGGUUUGGUGUGGUGUGGUGGAAGAAAAUUUGAAAAGAAGUUGAAACCACCUGCCUGAGUUUUCUACUCACUUACUUCUUCUCCCUUAACUUUUUUUCCCACCCCACUGUGAUUAUUAAAACAAACGGGAAGAUUGAAAAAUAAGUGGGGAUGAAAGAGAAAUCAAGUCAGCUUUUCUGUACACCAGUCUAGUGAGAUAAUAAAGAUUAAAUAAUUUCGAAGAAAUUUUAUUAUCAGUCAUUUAUUACAUCACCGAUUACAUCAUUUGUCAGCAGACAUUUGGUGAAAGGAUAAAUUACAUAAUAAAGCAUUAAUAGGGAAAAAUUUCAUUUAGUCUCUCAUAAAUCACAGAGCCAAAAAUAAUGCCAACAACUUGUGGAUUUCCUAAUUGUCGUUUCCGUUCACGUUAUCGUGGAGCUGAAGAUAAUCGACAUUUCUAUCGGGUACCUAAAAAACCAGCAAUUCUACGUAAAAAAUGGCUUGAAGCAAUCGGUAGAACUGAAGAAACUAUUGUCAGUCAGUUACGUGUAUGCAGUGGUCAUUUUUACGGUGGAGAAAAACAUGAAGGUGAUGUUCCAGUCGCUGAUCCUGCAGUCGAUGAACCGAUACGUGUUGAACUACCUCCAAAAAUACCUCGUAUUCAAUCCAGCCUGAAUAAACGAAAUUGUUAUGGUAUUCGUGGUGGUGGUCAUGGUGGUAGUGGUGUUGGUGGUAGCGUGAGUGGUCGAGGCAGAGGUGGAUCACACCAUACUCAAGGAAUUAGAAAUAAAAUGUGUUUUUUAAAAUCAGGAAUGUUAAAUUACAUGACAAAACAUAACAGCUGUUUAGGUAUAAUGGGAUCGGUUGUUAAACAAAAGCAUACACUACCAACACAUUCGACACCAUUAACGUCCACUCUGCGUAAUGACUGUAAGCUGAGAAAUGAUGAGUCAAUUCAUAUGAAUAAUAUUAAAAGUUGUAGUAAUAAUUAUCCUCUACCCUGGUUAAAUAAUUUAUAUCCUCCUCAUAUAUAUGAUUAUUUAAAAUCUCUUUCGUUGAAUACUUCUGUGUCAUCAACUAUCACUGAAAUGAACACAAAUCAGUCUAGUAAUACCCCAAAGAAACAUUUCUAUGAUAUAGAAAAUCAAUACCUACAAAACUCUAUGAAUGAAGAUCAAUCAUUGUUGAAAAAGUAUUCACAUGAGUUUACAAAUAGUGAAUUUCAACAAGUAAAUUAUCCUUUAGACAAGAGUUUACCACAAAUCAAUAAUCAGUCAAGGUGUUCAACGCCUCUGCCUACAACAACAGUCUGUUUAACAAAUUUAAUUCAGAAUGAAAACGAUGUUAUACACAGUUCAUAUAGUUCACCUUACAGUAAUACUACUUCUACUACUAAUAAUAAUAACAACAAGAACAGCGGCAGUCAGCAUCAUCCUCAUCAGCUGCAGUCCUCGGCAUUCUCUCCUGUGUCAAGUAAUAAUAAUAAUAAUAACCAUCUUGCUGGUAACAGUAGUCAAAUAAAAUCUCCCCCAGUUCUACACAAAGAACACCAGUGGUUGAAUACAUCUUUAGAGAAUUUACAAAAAUUAAAUUCAUCAAUUUCUUUGCCAUUUACAUCGAACUUAUCAACAGAUUAUUUUCUCUCUUUGGCUUCAGCAAUGAAUGGUGUUUUAACACAAAAAUUGAAUGAAAACUAUUUAAAUCCGUGUAAAUUUCAACAAUCUGAACAUCAGGUAAAUUUGAAAGACACGCCACAAAUGACAGUAAAUACAAAUAGUUUAUUUAAACAAAAUCACGAUAAUACUGGAUUGGAACAUUUAACUACAUUUCCGUAUAAUGUUUUAAAUCCCAGUAGUUCGAUAAAUACAAUGUGUAUAAAUGAAAUGAAUGAAAUAAAAGAUUUAUCGAUGAAAACAAAGUAUCAAACAGAAGUUUCAAAUUUUUCAAGAUUGCAUAACAAAAAUGAAGUAUAUUCAUCACGUAACUAUGAGCGAGAUAAUAAUAAUAAUGAUAUUGGCAGUAGAAAAGGUAUAAUUAAAAGUAAUGUCGGUCAUUCUAAAAUGAAUGUUUUCACCAAGUGUGAUCCUGAUGAGAAAUCAUCGUAUACGGAGUGUUUGGAAUUAAAAGAGCAAGAAGAAAGAUUUAACCAAUCAGCAGAAGGCAUCUGUUCAUUGAAGCCAACACUUAAAUAUGUUUUAUUUGUUGGUAUCAACGACUUGACUGUUGAAUUAUCCAUUCUCAGUGAUUUAACGAAUUUAAUUUGUGUUGAAUACUCGGAAAUGAUGAAUCUACCUGAAUAUAUUUGUCAAAAUGUUUCAGAUAUAGUCAUUUAUCAGGAGAAUAUAUUAUCAGUGAACAUUGAUCAACAUUUCCCGUGUUUAAAAAAUGUUUAUAUUCCUGAGUAUCUGGCGUAUACAACUUGUUGGAGUGAGUUUAUAAAAACUACUGACGUAAAUGUACACAUUGUACCACCAGAAUUGGAUGUAAACAAAACAGCUGAUUUCAUCAUUGGUAUUCUACUUUCAACAAGUUAUGACAUACCAAAUUUAUAUACAAAUAAGGAAGAAAGUCAAAUUAUUAAACGUCCAGCAUCUUCACCAGCUCAGACUAUAAUCAAUCAUUCUCUGAUAACAAACAAACUGAUGAAGUAUCACAGCAAAGAUAUUUCAUUUCAACAGACUAUUACUAGUCACCAGAAAUCAGAUAUUAUUUUGUCUAGAGACUCAACAGUGAAUCAAACGGAUAAAAGUUCAAAUAUUCAAAUUGGUAUUAUUGGUCUAGGUUCAGUAAGUUUGGCCUUAAUACAUCGACUAGAGAAAUUCAAUUAUACCAUUCGUUUAUUUGAUACACGUUUACCUGAUGGUAUGGAUACUGUAUUCAACUUACACUGUGUAAAUAACCUUGAAGAAAUUAUCUUACAAUCUGAUUGGAUUAUUAUUAUACAUGAAAAAAGUAUUAUUAAUGAAUACUGUCCAGAUUAUUCUUCAUUAGUUAUCAAUGAAAUGUGUAGUGAUAGCACCAUCUGUAAAAUAAAGGCGGGUAGCCAUAUAGUAUACAUAAAUCUUGUUGAAGACUUACCAGCUGGUUUUAUUCCAUUGAAUUCAGCUAUUCUUUCUGGAAAAGUACAUAAUGCCCAUGUAUUAUUCAGGAAAACAUGUUGUCGGAUUUCAGAUGAACUGAAUGUGCAAAUGUCAUCAAAUUUGUUCUGUUUAAACAAGCGAUUGAGCAGACUUCAAAUACACUUAACAGAAUUACGUUUUCAUAUGAGUCAAUUUCUCAGAAGGAAUCUUUUAAAGUCGUCAUCACUUCAAUUUAAAAUGAAUGAAGUAACGAAAACAGAAGAAGAAACCAGAAUUAAGGUUGAGCAGCCUAAUCCAUCAAAUUUAAAUGAUUGGAAAAGUAAUUCUGCGAUUAAAGAAUUAAAACAACUUUCAGAAUCAAACCAAGAAAUAUCAUCUCAUGAAGUGAAUAAACAACUUAUAUUUGGUAUCAAUUCAUUAGUUGCUCGCAAAGUAUCUAAACAGUAUGUUAAUCGUCGUGAAUAAAACUACUAAAAUGUCAAUACAAUACCUUCUAUUUACCAAAGAAUACAGCUCAGUGAAUGAACUAAACAUCAUCACUAUGAACUGAUUAAGAACAAUAAAAUAGUUGGAUUUUUAAAUUAAUUGUACAUAAACAGCAAUUGCUUAUUUAUAUUUAAUAUACAUAUGAUCACAUACCUUCAAAUCAUCUAUCUUAUGUGAUAGUUUAGGUCAUUUCAUUUAUUUACUAAUUUUAUUUCACUCUUAUAAGUAAUCUUCAUCAGUAAUCAUGCAUCAUUCAUGAUUGAAGGAACAAUUAUUUCAUUAGUUACUGUCUAAUUGUAUACUCAAUUGUAUAGUUUCUUUCUUUUCAAAUUAUCUAUAAACAUGAUCAACGUUUAAUUGACAAUUUAUUUUAAAAUUCAGAAUUGUAAAUAUCAUCAGUUGUAAACAGGAUGAAAUCCAUCGUACACAUUCCCUUCUUUGUCUCUUCUUCGUUUCUCAGUUUUCUUCUCCUAUAUAAACUUAAUUCUAUUAACUUAUCAGUUAUUGUAUGAAAGUUGUUAAUUUACACUAAAUAAUUAAAACGUUAAGCUGUACAAGUAGAUAGACUUUUGUCGUC
Molecule: messenger RNA, 4132 nt
Organism: Trichobilharzia regenti
Lineage: Eukaryota; Metazoa; Platyhelminthes; Trematoda; Strigeidida; Schistosomatidae
Source: the annotation of a GenBank genome assembly